Molecule: messenger RNA, 543 nt
Organism: Mycena indigotica
Lineage: Eukaryota; Fungi; Basidiomycota; Agaricomycetes; Agaricales; Mycenaceae
Exons: 5
Coding region: 1-543 (180 amino acids)
Source: RefSeq, a predicted model, not a curated record
AUGGAAGCCUAUUUUGACAACAAGACUAACAUCGUCAACGCGCGAGUCUGUGCCGUCCUCGACCAAGCUGUGAUGUAUACCGUGGAGACCAAGUUCGAGUUCAAAGGUCGCUUCCGGACUAUUCUACGCGACGAAAACCCCGUGCCAGGCGCCAACGCCGUUGUCGGUGCUAUCAACUGGCGUGACAAGAGCAUCGAGGUGCUUGGGCAUCGCCAGAAGCUAGAAGAGGUGCGCCGCAAGACAGGGAGUCUGUUCAACAAACAGAAGUUUUGGCGGUGGGCGCCGGCGAGGAAGGAGUACGAGCUUGUUUACACGCACGAGGAGUGGAAGGCUACUAUUGAAGACGGCAAGACGAUUGCUGGUCGGUUCUGCAUCCCUUUCCGCCCGCAUCUCUUCCACAAGUCCGAACGGCCGGUGGUCCACCUGACUUCAACCGCGCUUGCCGAAGACGAGGUGUUCUUGCUGCUGGUCUUUCUCUAUGAGGAAGUUAGACGUCAAGACAAGACGAAUACUUCGAUUUCCGGCGGGACUGGGGCCUGGUGA